This is a messenger RNA of Linum trigynum, 3183 nucleotides long. The record is from the annotation of a GenBank genome assembly. Lineage: Eukaryota; Viridiplantae; Streptophyta; Magnoliopsida; Malpighiales; Linaceae.
UUCGAACAUUAGUCGCGCAACUUACCCAUGAUGUCAUAUGCUCGGUCUAUCAUGUUUGAUACCUAUGGUCCUCCAUGAUCACAAAGGGCAAUAUACAUUUCGACCAAACUCUAACCCUAUUGAUUAUUGUAUGAUCUCUUGAAAUAUAUUAGCUUAGUUUGGCCCCGUUGUAGCUUUUGCUGAAGCACCUUUUUGUUGGAGAUUUUAGAUAAGUACUUUAAAAAAAAGGUAGAGUGUUUGGCUGUAAAACUAUUAGAAGUGCUUUUUAAUAUCAGAGGUUGUGUAUAAUGACUAUAAAGGACUUAUAAUAUAAAAUAUGAAUAAAAAUUCUAAACAAUAAAAAGUAGUAUGGAUCUUGUUAGAUUUCUUUUAUAUUAAAUAAUAUGAUUUUAUAUUUUAUUUUUAAAAUAAUAUAAAUGAAGGAAAAUUAUAUUUUCUAAAAUAAAAUAUGGUUUGGAUAAUCUUAUAUUUUCAAAAUAGCUUUUCGCUAAAGCUUCAAAUCGGAGCUUCUGCUUUUAUGUUAUACAAAAGCGCUUUUCGGCUUUUCAAAAGCCGAAAUUUUAGAGGUGUUUGGCCCUGCUUCAGCUUUUGAAACCGAAAAACACUUCUAAAAACCCAACCAAAUAUAGGCAUUAUGGGAUUUGAUGAUGCGAUUUGGCUUCAUUGCUAUACCUACUAAAUAGACAUGGACUAUUACAUGUAUUGUAUAUCCAUGUGUCGUUCUCCUUUGGAGUUAAAGAAUUAAUAUUAUCUUUGUAUUGUUUUGGUCGUCACAUUGAUGACUACUCGUUUUGAUAUUUGGGUAUGUAAGGAAGUGGUUAAGAACCAUACAUGGGCAUCUAUAAGAUCCAACAUAACCUUCUUCCAACAACUCGAGUUAUUGGGAGCAAUUGAUUUAUGAUAUGGUAUCAGAGCUGGUUUGUUCGUGAGGUCGUGUGUUCAAGUUCUCACGACUCUCAAUAUUAACCGUUGUCCUUUAAGCACAUGGUAGAGCGGGCCUGUGCAAACUUCAAGCCCAUGAGUCGACUUUCGUUUGAGGGGGCAUGUAAGGAAGUGGUUAAAAACCAUACAUGGGCCUGUAUAAGAUCCAACAUAACCUUCUCCCAAAACAUUGAUUCUCAGUUCAUUCCAUUUAGAUCUGGAUGACGAAUUUGCUCCAAGCAUGAACCAUGAGAUUGUCGACCGUCUAUCUUUUACCUAGUAAAAAUGUGAUCUAUCAUUUUCAUUGGAAGCUCUCGAACCAAAUGGCAACUAAAUUGGUUCAUUGAGCGGUUGGAAUUGUAAUAUGGCUCAAUCAAUCUCUCCUAUAUCAAUAACAAGAGCCUUUGUUUUAUGAGUUUCUCUCGUUUAGAGAGAGUUUAUCGGAGUGGCGGAAACCCUAGGUUUUCCGGAGAGCCUAGUCGAGCUACGUAGCUGAUUCUUAGCUUGGAGAAGGUUAACGUGGGACAAAGGCUUCUUUUGUCCUUGUCAGCGACGGAUCCUAAAUACACUUUAGAGGAGGUUUUCUGAUCGCGUUUGAUUCUAGCGUGCAUAAGAGGGAUAUAAAUAACUAGGGUUUUGCUGUGCGAGGUGUUUAUUUACAGAGCAAAUACCUAAAUCAGUUUAGGUUUACAGAAGUCUUUCUGAGCGCUUUUCUUGAAAAAAGAGUUGAAAACAGGGCUUGAAAAGAAACGAGCCAUGGAAACAGGAGAGCUUGAAAGGGAGCCAGAACUCCAGAGCACUGCAGAAAGUCUGGAAGUACAACUGGACCAAAUCACAUUAGAGGAUGAAGAUGACACACCCCUUGAUGUUGAAGAUGAGGAUGUGGACGUCUUUCAUAUGGAAGCGGUCCGCCGAUUAGGCUUGAUUGGACGCUUUAUAGCUGAAAAACCACCAAACAUCAAGUCACUUAAGAUUGCCUUGGCAAAUGCUUGGAACCUGAAGAAAAAUUUUCAGAUUACUGAGUUGGGUGACAUGCUUUACGCGUUCCAAUUCUUGGAGGAAGAUGAUAGAGAUAGGGUCUGCUUUGGGGGGCCCUGGCAUUAUGAGAACAAUACAAUGGUGUUUAUGGAAAGCCUACUGAUCAAGAAACCCAUGCCAGAAGCAUUGCACAUGCUGGACAUUUGGAUUCAGAUUAUAGAGCUGCCGGCAGAACUUAGAACAAAACCUAUGGCAGAGAAGAUAGCUAACAGGUUUGGUUCUCUAAUAUGGUUCGAUGAUAGCCCUAGAUCUAUGUGGGACUCGUACAUGAGAUUGAGGGUAAGUUUAUCCAUCAACAACCCUCUAAGAAAGAAGAUCAAACUAAACAUCAAAGGGCAACUAGUUGAAUAUCUUGUCAAGUAUGAAAAGUUACCUAUAUUCUGUUACUCUUGCGGACGAAUUGGGCACCCAAAAUUGCGUUGUCCGAAGCCAUCAGGAAUAAGUCCAGAUCCUUUUGGGAUGGAGUUGAGAGCUGGAACGCCAGAACCUAGAAGCUGGCUGUCACACUCUCUAAAGAAAGAAGAUGAGACUAUAUGGGCUUCUCUGAGGAAGAAAUUUGACUGGGAAAGCACAUGUUCCAACUCGGACCAUGAAGUACCCCCUGCAGAAGAAAUAGCGGAUAAACAAGUCACCCCAGAGAUGAGGGCACAGAAGGAGAAAGAUAAACAAAACAAGGGGAAAAUGACAGAACCUGGCGAAGGACACUGCACAAAGAAGAAAGACCAAAUCCGGAUCCAGAGUGCUGAUGUCCAUACACCAAACAACCCACCUUUGGGGCAGCUGGGAAUGGGAGGUGCCCUACAGCAAUUCGUGAUGGGGACUGCUGAGAUGAAAUCCCAUCCAUGAAGCAGAAAUAAGGUGUGGCGCGGACAAGAGCAAAACACAACAAGAGAGUUAAUCCCUGCACAGAUUACACCACAAAAAAGAAAUGUUCAGAGUGCAGGAGGAGAUGGCAUGCUGGAUUAGAUAGCUGAAAUACAAGCAAAGAAAGCUAAAAAGCUUAGUUUUCAGACCCCGGAAGAGCCAGCUUCCAAUCAGAACACAAUAAAUGCAAAGGAUGGCGAUGUGGCGGACUCUGCUAAGGAGCAGAGCCGCCCAGCCCAAUGAGUCUAUUGAGCUACAAUUUCCAAGGGCUCGGGAAUACCCCGACAGUUGAAAAAGUAAAGGCGCUUCUACGCCAGACUAAUCCCGAUAUUGUUUUCUUAAUAGAAACAAAGCAAUAUG